Messenger RNA from Phyllotreta striolata, 1995 nucleotides. NCBI's taxonomy places the organism in Eukaryota, Metazoa, Arthropoda, Insecta, Coleoptera, Chrysomelidae. The record is from the annotation of a GenBank genome assembly.
AUGACGUUCCUAUCGGGACAAGGACAAGCCUGGUCAUCACCGUGCAUACCGAAACUCUUCGGAGAAGUGGAUCCCGAAACCAAUCCGCUCGGAAGGCCCGCCUCCAUUCAAGAAAUAUCCUGGAUAACAUCACUCCACAAUUUAGGCGCGAUAGCCUGCAUCCCGUUCUGCGCUAUGAUGGCCAACAAGUUCGGCAAAAAAAGAACGUUAAUUUUUUUCGGCACUUUACAGAUGCUCUCGAACAUCAUACUGGUAUUCGCGAAUAACGUGGUUUUAUUCUACAUAGCGCGAUUUCUGAUAGGGCUUGGUACGGGGUGCGCUUUCACUCUCAUCCAGCCUUACGUCGUCGAAAUGGUGGAAGUUGGCCACAGGGGUAGGGCGUUUAGCUGCACUUACUGGAUGGCAGCCUUGGGGAUGGAAUCGGUCUUCUUGAUCGGACCCAGCGUGACGAUCCGCACCCUGGCGUUGAUAUCGUUGAUUCCUUCGAUAGUUUUUAUGGCGUGUUUUGGUAAAUUUAGCACGGAGAGUGCGUCGUAUUUUGUAAAAAAAAGCGACAUGCAAAAGGCGGAGGGUAUUUUGAAGAAGACUCGGUUGAAAGACGAUGGAAUUGCGGAUGAAUUGAGUAAUUUAAUUACGACUAUUAACGGCGAUUCGGGAAAUUCCUUUGGACAGAUGUUAAAGACUAAAGUAAAUUUUAUGGCAAUGUUGAUUGGAGUGGGAUUCGUCUGGACGUCCCGCUGCUUGCCUAAACUCACAGGUUUAGUUGAUCCCGAGCACAAUCCGCUCGGCCGAAUCGCCUCCGUGCCCGAAAUAUCAUGGAUAACUUCACUUCAUUUCCUCGGCAUUAUAGCUUCCAUACUGACCUGCGGCGUGGUCGAAAGAAAAUGCGGCAAAAAGAAAACGCUACUCAUAUUCGCCAUAUCGCAUUUGAUAUCCAGCAUCAUACUGAUAUUCGCCGAUAGCAUCGCGCAUUUCUACGUGGCUCGGUUUUUAUUCGGCCUAGGAACCGGCGUCGGUUCUACGUUGAUUCCUCUCUACAUCAUGGACAUAGCCAGUCCUAAGAAUAGAGGGAAAGCCUGCAGUAUAUUUAGCUGGAUGAUGACGUUAGGGCAGGAUCUGCUGCUGAUAAUAGGACCGUUUGUUACAAUUAGAACUAUCGCGAUUUUGUGCAUAGGACUAUCCGUGGUUUUUUUUGUGAUGUUUGGAAAAUUCGCGCCGGAAUCGCCUUCCAAUGGCAUAGCCAGCAAACACGAUUCGAUCGAAUCCGAAGUCAUCCUCAACCAGCGCAAUGAACAACCGCGAGUCUGCAUCGAAGAUUUCGAAAAUAAGCGACUUUCCUUGUGGAAGAUUCUAAAGACUAAAACGAAAAGUUGUCUGUUAGCAGUGAUAUUGAUGUUCUUUCAACAGGUCUCAGGGCUAAAUUGCAUAAAUGCCUAUCAGCAAACCAUUCUUACAGAAUACAAAUUAUCUUUACCCGCUGAUAUAUCGGUAAUGAUAAAUGGUUUAUUGCAAUUUUUGCCCAUAAUCAUGAUCACUAAAACAAUAGACAGCUGGGGCAGGAAGAAAUUAAUGAUGAUCUCCUACGCAGGCGUAGGUUUAUCGUUACUUAUUUUAGCUACAUAUCUUAAUUUACAGAAGAAAAACGUUAGUCUAACAUCACUGCAUUGGUUGCCCAUAGUGUGCAUCAUAUUGUACUCGUUUUGCUGUAAGUUGGGACCAGGUGCGGUUACUUUUAUGGUGUGCAUCGAAAUGCUGCCUCCGAAUAGCGCCGUUAUCAUGUUUUCUUUCAUAAUGUUGGUACUAUAUUUCAUGACCUUCAUCAUAACUUAUUCCUUCCCCUUUCUUUGGCACCAUCUCGGUCUGGAAAUGGUGUUUUACGCAUUCUCUUGUGGCGCCGCCCUCGCCAUGAUUUUCGUAUAUUUUGUGAUACCGGAAACCAAAGGCAAGACCUUGGUGGAGAUACAGAAGGCCCUAAGAAGGAAAUCCGCAGUGUAG